Molecule: messenger RNA, 4607 nt
Organism: Chara braunii
Lineage: Eukaryota; Viridiplantae; Streptophyta; Charophyceae; Charales; Characeae
Source: the annotation of a GenBank genome assembly
GAUACGACGAUGUUGUUGUUUUUGUAUGAUUAAUGAGCAUUCCCCUGCCGCUACUGCUGCCGAUGAAGAUGGCUGUGAAUGGUGGUGAUGGUGAUGAUGACAAUGAUGAUGGUAGUGAUAGUGACAUAGAAAAAGUGCGUGAAAUGGAUCGUGGACCUUGGAAGGCGAGGGCGGUGCAACGCUGUUUCUUUUUCGGCUUUUUGUCUCAUUCAAUUUUGUGAGGACAGAUAGACUAUGCAGCUGAGGCGUGCACUUUAUUGGCCUCUGCAUGUUGACCUGUCUGGUUUAUACGUCUUUUUUUUUUUUUUUAAAUGGCUUUUUCUUUUGGACCUUUGUUUCCGAAAAGCAAUUUGUAGCACACCACUGUCGUGUUUUUACUCUUGUCAGUGCUGUUUCGCUCCAGUGCUUGUCGAAGUGUGAACUUAGGUCAAUUCGCCGAAAGGUCUUGCGGACGGCCAUUCUUGACGUUAUGGCGGCCAGGAAGCGCGCAUCGAGCUGGUCUGUGAAUCUUCACCACGCGCUUCUCCUAAAAGGAGAUUUCCGAAGUCUUGAACUGGUUUGCGUUUCUGUUGGACGGGAGCGGGGAGAGAUAUUGGGGAAGUGAAAUGUUGACAAUCUUUUUUUUUGUCCAUUUACUGCUCCCUCUCUUUCCACUGAAGGGUUCUCUCGAAUAAUCUUUACGUUCCCCGCCUUUAACUUCUCUUGUCGCGGAGGAGGGAGUGGAAAAGUGAAAUGGUGACAAUCUUUUUCGUCCAUGUACUCCUCCCUCGUUUGUUUCCACUGAAGGGUUGACCCCUCCCCCCGACCCUUACGUUCCCUGUCUUUAACGUUUCUCACUUGUCGUUUGCCUGGUGUAUUCCCUUCGUCUCCUUUAGCGUCUUGCUGUCCCCACUUCCUUUCGUUUCCGUCUCGCCUAUUCCGAUAUUGCUAUUUCACGCUGCUUAUCGUUUGGGUCGUUCCAUUUCUCUCAUUUCCUCUGUUUCUUUCAUCCAGCUUUGGCGCCUAUUCUGUCUGUAUUUGUCGCGUAAUCUUUUUUUUUUUUGUUGCCAGUGACUUUCCCGGACGGUCUUUUCAGCUUUUGCUAUUUCGUUCUUCUAUCUAUUUGUCUAGACCGUUUCUUUUUCCUUGCUCUGUCUCUGAGAGUCGCUCAUUUUUUUUUUCUUUUUAUUACACCGUGUAUUUGUCUGGCUUUGCCCAUCGUUGCUCGGUUUCAAUCAUGUCCGUCUGUCUGUGUCUGUCUCUCUCUCCCCCCGCCGGUUCAUUUCUCGUGCCGCGUGUCAUGUCUCGCUUCACUCUCCCUCCCUCUCCUCUCCGCUCUUACACUCCCGGUCUUCCAUCUUUCCGUAAUUGCCCCCCCCCCCCCCCCCCUCCCUUUCCUGAGUGGUUGAAUGUUGUGUUCUUCACUCGGAGAUGGCACGUUUGAGGUAAAUCUUCACCCCCUUCGAAAGCACGUCAGUGAAUGUGGAUGUGGUUACUCAUUUGGAGAAACUGAAGUGUCGAAGUCCAGGAAAUAAAAAUGUGUGGUGUGGUUGCUCACUGGCAAACUGUUGUCGUUGUUAUGGGCUUUUUUGAACUGCUUGGUUUUUGUGUGAUGGAUGGUUUUGGGAAGUUGAAACGUUGAGAUUCUUACACUAGGUCGCUCGCUUCUCUUUGUUUGUGUGACACCCUCCCACUGUAUAACUCGAGAGAAAGAGAAAUAACGUCGUCGUCCUCUGCUAAUCGGCACGGCCCAGCUUCGUUGUUACUUCCCAGUCGUCUUCUUCUUCCUCGUCGUCGUCUUCUACAUUUUCGACCGCUGGUCGUCUGCUCUUCGUUCGUCGUCUUCUUUGAUGAUGAUGGUGAUGGUUGUUAGUUUGGAUAUGGAAAGGGAAGGACCAGCAGCGAUCUACACCACUUUCUUCACGGUCUGCGGCUCCUCUCUUCCCAGGAGCAGCUCUAAAGGGCUAACGUUGUCCCUUUUGCCCUGUAUUCAUCAUCAUCAUUAUCGUCAUCAUCAGUUGAUUCGAAUUAUUUUGCGUGUCUCAUCGAUGCGAUUUCGGAAUGGGCUAAAGAGGUGCGCGCGACGUCUGCCUGCGACCGACUUCGCGGGACCUCCUCCGUUUCGCACACACCUUGAAAACUCCAGACCGGUGCGUUUUUCGUUGAUGUUGUCAGCGUUGGUUAUGUUCCUGGUCGAAAUAUCGGCUGAACUUGUCUGCAUUUCCUCUACUUGGUUCAAGAAGGGUUGGGGGGGGGGGGGUUAGCAAGCGGCGGAGGGUGCGGAAGGGGCGCGGGGACAGAGGGGCCAUAGAGGAUGUAGGCGACGGUGGACGGGCGACAGAGUGGAAAAUGAGGGGAGGUGGAGGGAUGGGGAAAACAUAAAGAGCACUGGGGUCAAUGCCCGACGUGUUAUCUUCGGUCUGAGGUUAGGUGGAGGGAUUAGGAGGAGGGCAGAGCACGGGGACCAGAAGGAGCUGAUGGGGGGAGGGAGAAUCGCCUCUUCCUCGUGGCUGGGUUUUGCUUGUUUGCCUGCUUUCCGCCUGAGGAGGUGCGCACAUCUAUCUACCUUUUCGCGGCUGAGCAUCGGUCGAGGUUACCACUUGCCCCAGCUGCUUGUGCUGUUCUCCGUCGUCUGAUGCUCUGCUCGGCCGAAAUAAUCACCACCGCUUUUUUCUGCCUUCGUCGCGCUUCGUGGCCUGCUCGUCUCGUCCGUCUUCUUCUAAUUAUUCUUCAUCUGUCGUCGUGGUUCGCACACGUAUUCGUCUUUUGUUCCUCUUGUUAUUGCCGUGAGCUUCUUCGACUUUAUCACAGCCGGCCGAGAUAACUGGUGUGAUAUUUGAAUUAGGAUUUCACGCACGUCGAAUGCUAUGUUCGGUCGCUGCGCGCCUGCGUCGAACAACGGCGCCAUGUUGUCCGUGCCGUUCGCCCGCCCAAACUACAAAGAGGUCGUGGUCGCUCGUCUGCAAAGGGCGACGGGGUGUGGAUGGACGGGCCUACGUCGCUUCCUACGUCGCUUCGCUUUCCUGCGUAACACGGAACGUCGUUGCUCAUCUGCUUCUAAAGCGAAAGACGGGAGGCGAGUUGACAAAAUGACUGGUCUAAUCGAUGUGUGACAAAUUGCGUCGCCCUAUUUGAGCGACGGUGCUAAUCUUCGUCUUCUGCUUGUAAAGUGAAACUCGCCCUAUUGGAGCGACGGUGCUAAUCUUCGUCUUCUGCUUGUAAAUUGAAAAAGACCAAAGAGUUUUUGAUAAAAUGAUUGUGUUUUGAUCGACGUGGGGAGAAUUGCGUCGCCCUAUUCGAGCGACGGCUUGUCCGUCGUGCUUCUUAUUCUGGACGGAAGAAGGAAACGAUACCUUUUCUGCAUGCAAUGAAUGAUGUCCUCGGACCAAUUGGAUGGAUGGAUUUUGUAUCCUCUGGUCUUGGUUGGACAAGAGGGCACUGUGCGAAAUGCUUUCUUGUUUUUGUCGAUGGGAUGAUGCUCUGUUAGUUUUCCCCGCUUAACGUUCGUCGUGACUGAUCGCGCACGACUUCUUCUCUCCAUCCUCCUGAACGCUAAAUCCCUUCUGCUCUGCUGGAGUCAGCUCUUCUCUCCUUUGUUACAUCGUUUUGCGCAGAUUACGCCCUUUCCGGACUAGAUGCAUGCAUGAUCGUGACGAGCGGUGUAUUUUGAGUCAUUGUCGUAGACAUGGGUGACGUUGUUGCUCCUCUCCUCCGCUUCGCUAGUCAUCCGUCCCGCGUUGUCGGUGUCGUGAGAUGCCAGAUCACUCGUGUGGGGUUUUGCUUUGCACGGCUAUGACCACCGCGCGCCGUUAUUGAUCUCCUCGACGCUUUUCUUGUCGCAGAUGUCAGUAUGUUUCUCGCAGUUUUGGGAUGUGUUCAUUUCUUCUCUUGAUACCGUCGCGGCUCUCCGUUGCUAAUCGCCACGAUUCUUUUCUUCCGCCGAUGCCAAAGUGUUUCUCGUCUUUGUCUGAUGGAUUGCUUGCGUCCGUCGAUAUCUCGGAACAGAAGUUCUUUUAGAUUAGUCCUUCGCACGUCCUCCUCUCUCCUAGGCAGUGAAAACAGACUUCGCCGGUUUGGGCGGGGUGACAGUCCCGACUUAGUAGUCGUGAGUAGUCGCAGGUACCAACGCUGUUCAGUCGCCCUUUUGGGCACAGGGAGUAAAUGCCCGCGCAGUUACUCAUGUUGAGCGCGCCUAGAUACCCCAUGUUGAGCGCGCAGAGAGAUCGAAUGAAUCGAAAUUCUUGUAUUUAUAUGUAUUCAUCUAUGGCCGAAGGUAAUAUUUAUUCAUUUAUGACCGAAGGUAAUAUUUAUUCAUCUAUGACCCAAGGUAAUGUUUAUUCAUCUAUGACGGCAGGUAAUAUUUAUUCACGUAUGACCGAAGGUAAAGAAAACGGCGGCAGCUCGUCCCCGGUAGACGCUGGGUGAGAUGGUGAGAACGCAGAAGGAAAAGAAUGCCUUAAGCUCCGGUUUGGACCCCGACUUUCCCCGACAGCAACCUACUGUUAUCAUGACUGUACACCGAACACAACCUACCCUUAUCGUGACUGUAUACAAGCCCUCUUAGGUACGUUGAGCUCAUGAUGAUGAUGAUAAUGCCUUGUGUUCGGGAGUAAACGGUGGGGCUGUCG